CUCUCUUUCCCUGAGCGGAUUUUGGAGGAUUCUGGGUUUGACGAUCAGCAGGAGUUUCGGUCCCGGUGCAGCAGCGUCACUGCUGUUAUGCAAAGGAAGGUGCAUGACAGCACCUUAAAAACCCAGUCGCGGAGACGGCAUGCAAGUGCCCCCAGCCAUGUCCAGCCCUCUGAUUCUGAGAAGAACAGGACCAUGUUGUUUCAGGUUGGUCGAUUUGAAAUUAACCUCAUCAGUCCAGAUUCUAAAUCUGUUGUAUUGGAGAAGAACUUCAAAGAUAUCUCAUCAUGUUCUCAGGGCAUAAAAAACAUAGAUCACUUUGGUUUUAUUUGUCGAGAAUCUACUGAACCUGGCAUAAAUCAGUAUGUUUGCUAUGUAUUCCAGUGCGCAAAUGAGUCUUUGGUUGAUGAGGUGAUGCUCACUCUCAAACAGGCUUUUAGCACCGCUGCCGCCCUCCAGAACGCCAAGACGCAAAUUAAACUGUGCGAAGCCUGUCCGAUGCACUCGUUACAUAAACUCUGUGAAAGGAUUGAAGGUCUUUACCCACCAAGAGCGAAGCUUGUGAUUCAGAGACAUUUGUCCAUCCUCAGUGACAACGAGCAAGCUGACAUCUUUGAACGUGUCCAGAAAAUGAAACCUAUUAGUGACCAGGAAGAAAACGAGCUUGUGAUCUUACAUCUGCGACAGUUGUGUGAAACGAAACAAAAGACACACGUGCACAUUGGCGAGGCACCAGUGCAGAAUACCUGCAACAACUCAGUUACCGAAAUCGCGGCGAGCGGCGGCAGGUUCAAACUGGAUGUUCUGAAAAACAAGGCCAAGAAAUCUUUGACUAGUUCUCUGGAAAACAUUUUCUCAAGGGGAGCGAACAGAAUGCGUGGCCGUUUGGGGAGCGUGGACAGUUUUGAAAGAUGCAACAACCUCUCCUCUGACAGAGACUGCUCCUCCGGGGAAUCUCCUCCCCCAACUCCCCCGGGUUCGCCGAUAUCCUCGGUUUGGCAGCCUUUUCCCGAAGAGGAUUUUGAUUCGCCUCAGUUUCGAAGGCGCGCGCACACGUUCAGCCACCCGCCGUCCAGCGCGAAGAAAAAGAUCUCUUUCCAAGACGGGAGAUCCCAAAGCGUCAAGUCUCCUCUCCUGAGACAGAACUCUGUGGAACAGAGCAGUAAUGGGGAAAGACGAAAAAGGACGUCAUCAGUCUGCAGCAAUGACUCUGUAAAUGCUGGUGGAAUCUCUCUUACCCCCCGCCGGAUCUCCUGGCGGCAGAGAAUCUUCCUCAGGGUAGCAUCGCCCAUGAAGAAAUCUACCUCAGCAAUGCAAAAUCAAGAUGGAGGUGAUGGUAGCGAAUUGUUACCCCUGUCUCCCCUUGCGCCAUCUUUGGAAGAAGACCCCCUGGCUUCCAUAUUACAAAACGAUGACUCCCAAGAUAACACUGGGGAGAAGAAGAACUCGGAAGAGUUGCAGAGUCUGUGGAGGAAAGCUAUCCAUCAACAAAUACUGCUGCUUCGGAUGGAAAAAGAAAACCAGAAAUUGGAAGCAAGCAGAGAUGAGCUCCAAUCCCGAAAGGUUAAAUUGGACUAUGAGGAAGUGGGUACUUGUCAGAAAGAUGUUAUCAAUGUCUGGGAUAAGAAGCUCAUAAAUUGCAGAGCCAAAAUCAGAUGUGACGUGGAAGAUAUUCAUGCUACUCUGAAAGACGGUGUACCAAAAGGUCGCCGGGGAGAAAUUUGGCAGUUCCUCGCUGUGCAGCAUCGUGUGCGACAUCGGCUCUCAAACAAGCAGCAACCCCCAGACAUCUCGUACAAAGAGCUCUUGAAACAACUGACGACUCAGCAGCAUGCAAUCCUCGUAGAUCUAGGAAGGACCUUUCCGACGCACCCUUAUUUCUCUGCUCAGUUGGGAGCAGGUCAGUUGUCCCUUUUCAAUCUCCUGAAAGCUUAUUCCUUGCUGGACAAGGAGGUGGGCUACUGCCAAGGCAUCAGCUUUGUGGCCGGAGUGCUGCUUCUCCACAUGAGCGAAGAGCAAGCCUUCGAAAUGCUGAAGUUCCUCAUGUACGACCUGGGCUUCCGGAAACAGUACAGGCCCGACAUGAUGUCACUACAGAUCCAGAUGUACCAGUUGUCGAGGCUUCUCCACGACUACCACAGGGAUCUCUACAACCACCUUGAGGAGAAUGAAAUCAGCCCCAGUCUGUAUGCUGCACCGUGGUUUCUCACCUUACUUGCUUCACAGUUUCCGUUGGGAUUUGUAGCUAGAGUAUUUGACAUUAUUUUUCUUCAGGGAACAGAAGUCAUAUUUAAAGUAGCCCUCAGCCUGCUUAGCAGCCAAGAGGUGCAAAUCAUGAUGUGUGAUACUUUUGAGAACAUAGUUGAGUUUCUUAAAAACACUCUCCCGGAUAUGACAAAGCCCCAGAUGGAGAAGAUUAUCACACAGGUCUUUGAGAUGGAUAUUUCUAAGCAGCUUCACGCCUACGAAGUAGAGUAUCACGUUCUUCAGGAUGAGCUUCAGGACGACUCGAAUCCGUGCGAUGACAGUGAGGGUCUGGAGAAACUCGAAAGGAUGAAUAAUCAGCUCAAGAGACAGAAUAUGGACCUCUUGGAGAAACUGCAGGCAGCUCAUGCUAGACUCCAGAGCGUGGAAUCGAAUUUGGAAGACGUCUUGGCGAGAGAGAGCAAAAUGAAGAGCCUCAUCCUGUCGCUGGAGGAAGAGAAGGCCCUUUAUCGAAAGACGAUCGAGAAGCUCUGUCAGUACCUGCCCGUCGAGGCUCUGUCGGCCUGCGAGCAGCUGCUGAAGGAGGCGGACUGUCACCCAAACAUAAUCUAGAAACAAGCCAUAAAUCGAGAGUUGCAGGCCAACGCCAUUUUCUGACAAUAAAGGAAAGACACGGGACCGGGUCUGCUGUCGAGGGUAUCUGCUCCACCUCACACGGGUACUGAGAUGCUCAGAGCUACGAGAGAGGCCUUUUCAACCUUGAUAUGCAAAUCCCAGGUUAAAUGUUUUUAAUAAUGUGUGUACAUAAACUGCAAUUCAAAAAAAAGGAGGUCAGAUCUAAUGAAGACAAUUAGAUAUAUAUUUAGGAUUGAUCUAAAGGGAGCGGGAAAAGGUGAAAUUUCACUAGUGGAGACCAGUGGUGACUUUCUAAACGUCAACCUCAGUAUGUUUUCUUGACCUGUAAUAAAAGGAACACUGUUGUGUCUUUCUAUGUAUUAAUUAAUACUUGAAAAGAAACAAGAAUGUAAUUCCCCCCCUCCAAAGAAUAGCAUGUUUCUCCUUGUAAUGGGGGCGGGGUUCUUUUGUUGAGGCGGAGAUGGGAGG
Molecule: messenger RNA, 3306 nt
Organism: Euleptes europaea (tarantolino)
Lineage: Eukaryota; Metazoa; Chordata; Lepidosauria; Squamata; Sphaerodactylidae
Gene: TBC1D4
Product: TBC1 domain family member 4
Exons: 18
Coding region: 88-2814 (908 amino acids)
Source: RefSeq, a predicted model, not a curated record